AUGGCUGCCGGCGAUCCGGGCAACACCUGCCGCGUCCGCAAGAUCAAAUGCGACGAGGCUCUGCCCGCGUGCCAACGUUGCCGCAAGGCUCAGCGAUACUGUGAUCGCACCAUUCCGCUCCCACAACUCAACACGAGCCAGGAGGAUACAGCAAAGCCCGACAUCGCCACAAACGAGCCACAGGGUCUCUUCCCACCGCCAACAAACCCCCGCAAAGCCCUCCAGAACCCGUCCAUAGCACGCUACUUUUCCCACUACAUCGCCGGCAUCGCGCCGUGGUACGAUCUCAGCGAUGCAUCCCUCACUUUCGCCACCAGUCUCCCCGAAGCCGCCCUCGACAGCCCGCUGCCCUUUGCCGCCAUCUUGGCACUAUCCGCGGUCCACACAAGCCGGACGACCGCGCCGUCUGCCAGAGCGGCGGCCGAGUUCUACCAUGGCCACUGCGUCCGCUUGCUGAUUGACCUGAAGACAGAGGAGUACGACGAUGACGAGCGAACGCAGGGGCUUGCGCUGGCUUCCGUCUGCCUUUUAAGGUCGUAUGAGAUUUUGAGUGAAGAGGUCGAUCCAAAUAGGCACCUCCAGGGGGCAUAUUCCCUGGCAGCAUACAGCACCCUUCAGACCGACGCCCUUGGGUCCGGCCUCCGAGCAGCAGGCUUCUGGAACUACCUCCGUGAAGACAUCACCUUUAGCUUAUUCAGAAGAUGCCCCCUCAAGAUGGAUCUUGCUCAGGUCCCGCUAGCCCUUCUGAUGACGGGUCAAAGUACUGAUCAUGACCGUCUCAACGCCGUCACUCUCAUUCUGGGCCGCAUCAUCAAUGCAUGCUUCAUAGAUUCAGGCUCGAACUCAGUCACAGAUGGAUCGUGGUCCGAUCUAUUCCAGCUGCUAUGUGAAUGGCGUAAAGGUCUACCGACAAGGUUUGAACCCUUCUCCACGGUUGACCGCGGUCUCGGCCUCGCCUUGCCAUCCAUAUGGCUGCUCAGAGAUCAUCACGCGGCGACCCUGCACUACCAACUCGUCGCCAUAACAAUACUCUGCAUCCAUGCAAACCCGCAACAGCUAUCGGAUCUUCAAAGCACACUAGACGACCGUGUCAGCACGCAAGACACAAGAAAUAACAUUCUCGAGCUCCUCACACUUGAUGUUUGCGGCGUGGCCUUCACCGCCAACACGCCCUCUGUCCAAGUCAACGCCUUUGGCCCUAUUGCAUUCUGCGCACGAUUCAUCAGAGCAGAAGCCUCGCGACAGGAGCUGAUCCGCCGCCUCUUGGCGUGUAAACGGACAAUCGGCUGGCCCGUCCAGAGACUCGUCUCGGACUUGGAGGCGGGAUGGAGGGGUUCACCACGGCCGCCGCUCGCAGCAGCAGAAACAGACAACGAAUGA
Colletotrichum phormii is the source of this 1380-nucleotide messenger RNA. RefSeq lists its product as uncharacterized. NCBI's taxonomy places the organism in Eukaryota, Fungi, Ascomycota, Sordariomycetes, Glomerellales, Glomerellaceae. The record is from RefSeq and is a predicted model, not a curated record. Gene Ontology annotation, cellular component: nucleus. Gene Ontology annotation, biological process: positive regulation of transcription by RNA polymerase II. The transcript has 7 exons. Gene Ontology annotation, molecular function: zinc ion binding; DNA-binding transcription factor activity, RNA polymerase II-specific; transcription cis-regulatory region binding. The coding region runs from base 1 to 1380 and encodes 459 amino acids.